Coregonus sp. 'balchen' is the source of this 888-nucleotide messenger RNA. The record is from the annotation of a GenBank genome assembly. NCBI's taxonomy places the organism in Eukaryota, Metazoa, Chordata, Actinopteri, Salmoniformes, Salmonidae.
GAGCUGUUGCAGCAGCAGAUAAUGAAGAGGUGUGUGUGCGUGUACAGUAGGGGGGACUCUAACUCUGCUUAUUUUGCGAUCGAGUCAGGCCCCCCUGGCCCUCCAGACACAGUGGCAGUGGAUGAGGUGACGGACAGCACAGCCCAGCUCUCCUGGAGCCCCGGCAGGGAUAACGGCAGCCCCAUCACCAGCUACCUCAUCCAGACCAGGACCCCCUUCACUGUUGGCUGGCAGAGGGUGGACACAGGUAGGCCUGGACAUUGAUCUAGAAAUCAUUGUGUUACUGGAGACUUCUUGUUUAUCUGUGCAGAAUUGACUGAUAGAUCAUACAUUUCAUCAGGGAUGGAAAUUAAGCUAGCCCACUAGCCCGUGGCUAGUUCUUUUCAGACUGGGAUAGCAGAAAAUGUGCCCAACUAGCAUGCCCAAUAGUGAAAUUCUGUCUUUUCAAAUAUCGCUUCGCACAGAUUUUGGAACCGGGCUAGUAAAAAUUGCGGUCUUCUAGGCCGGCUGGCCAGUUCCCAAAAUCCAUAAGUGUCAUCACUGCAUUUGAUAAUGAACAUGUGAAAGAAUAUUUACUGUUGAGCCACAACAACAGAUAAUAUAGAUGCCCUAUCCUCGGAUUAAAGGGAACCGUGUAUAUAUAUUUUUACCUUAAGGGACUUUCCUAUUGAAAUUAAGGUUUAUCUACGUUGAUGUGAUGCCUGAUCUUAGCCUUAUUUCCCUUUGUCCCUAGUUCCUGAGGUAAUUGAUGGCAACACACUGACGGCCACGGUGGUGGAUCUCAAUGCCUGGGUGGAGUACGAGUUUCGAGUUGUGGCAAAGAACAGCGUGGGAGUGGGUGAGCCCAGUCCCACCUCCCUCCAGACACGGACAGAGGAUGCAGGUGAG